GCUAACGUUACAGCGCGCAGAGCUACACCAGAAGAAGAGACCUCCUGCCUUCUGAUCCCGAGUUCAAAUCCACAAGCGGGUCUGCACAAACAGCUAUCCGCAAAAACAAAAAAACCCCCCACCACCGCAAACAUGGAAUUUGACGGAAGCCUGUUAAUCCAGUGCACCGCGGACGAGAAGCUGGUCAGCGAGGCGGAGCACCAACAGCUGAUGACCCUCCACUGUCAGCAGUGCAACGCUGUGCUGGGAGACUCUCUCGGGGUCUGUGGGGAGGUGAAAUGUAUGGACUCUAUCAUGUGCAUAAGAGUAACUAAUGAUGUGGUCGUCAGUGAUGCAGCGGAGUCAAGACACAAAGGGGAAAUGGCAAAUUGCAUCUACAGUUCUCUAAAGUGUCGCGGCUGCCUCUCUUCUGUGGGUAGAGUUAUUCACUCAGCCCCGUCUCGUUUGGCCACGGUUCGCUCCAUAUUUCUCCUCUACAAAGCAAACAUCAGUUGUUACAUCCUCAACAGCAGCUCAAUGGUGAAAGCAUCCACACUUACAUUUGAUCUGAAGGCCUUAAAAGAAAGCAUUAAUGAGGUGAGACAGCAGUUUGAAGCGCAGCUGGAUCAGAUGUCACGCAUUAAGAGCAGACUGGCCAACAGGAGUCUUACCAGUGAAUUCGACAAGUAGAGUUCACAACUAAUCUACACGGUGCCUGGUUUUGGGAUUAGGGUCCAUGUGAUCUCAUUUGUUCUUCAAUCUGCUCUCCAAUCCCUCGUGUAGACUAAUUUGUGUUGUAAGCUGUUGUUUUUUUCCCCACAUGUUUUGUGUUUCCAUUAAAUGUCUUUUGGUGAUGCAGG
Morone saxatilis (striped sea-bass) is the source of this 839-nucleotide messenger RNA. RefSeq names its product opa interacting protein 5 (gene oip5). Gene Ontology annotation, biological process: CENP-A containing chromatin assembly; chromosome segregation. Gene Ontology annotation, cellular component: nucleus; chromatin; chromosome, centromeric region. The record is from RefSeq and is a predicted model, not a curated record. The transcript has 5 exons. NCBI's taxonomy places the organism in Eukaryota, Metazoa, Chordata, Actinopteri, Moronidae. The coding region runs from base 133 to 669 and encodes 178 amino acids.